GGAAUUUUUCAUAUUCUAGAGCUUAUUUCCUCGUUUUGACACAUCGGUAGCACAAAAAGGGUUUAGCAGAGCAUUUGAGCCAUUUCCACUUCUCAAUCAUUCUCAACGACGAUGGCCCUAGAACUCUGGGAGACUUUGAAAGCCGCUAUAACAACAUACACAGGUCUAUCCCCGGCAACUUUCUUCACAGUUUCUGCUCUUGGUCUUGCAAUCUACUAUGUGGCUUCCGGUCUCUUUGGAUCAUCUGACCGUGGGAGGUCCUAUGAGUUCGAGGAGAAGGGCGAGCCUCUUCCGCCGCCAGUUCAGGUCGGGGAAAUCACAGAGGAGGAGCUGAGGCAGUACGAUGGGUCUGAUCCCAAGAAGCCUUUGCUCAUGGCCAUCAAGAGCCAGAUCUAUGAUGUUUCUCAAAGCAGAGUGUUUUAUGGGCCUGGGGGGCCAUACGCGAUAUUUGCAGGAAGAGAUGCAAGUAGAGCGCUUGCUAAGAUGUCCUUUGAGGAAAAAGAUCUCACGGGCGACAUCUCUGGGCUGGGUGCAUUUGAGAUUGACGCUUUACGUGACUGGGAAUACAAAUUCAUGAGCAAAUACGUCAAGGUUGGGACUGUCAAGGCCACAGUGCCUGAAGGCGGUGAUCAUGGCAGUGGUUCUAGUUGUGAGGGACCUUCUGAGACAGCAGGCGGAAUUGUUAAUCAUGUGGAAGAUGGUCCAUUGGAGAGUUCUAAGCCAGUAGAUCGCGCACCAUCUGAAGCUGCUCCGCAGGCUGAAACCACCACUAUUACAUCUGGGGGUGGUGGUGAGAAGAAAGAUUGAUGUUUGUUUAUAGAGCAUGCAAAAACUAAUUAUUAUUCCCCAAUGUAUAACAAUUUUAGCCCCUCAUAGGUGAUCAAUCUGGUGAGGAAAGGGGAGGUGAUGCUCCACUUUUGCCGCCUACUAUAUCCCCCCUUUUCUCAUCUUUGCAGGACUAUCGAACACAUUUUUAAGUUUGUUCAUUUCUAUGUUCUAGUAGUGAUUUGAAAAAAGCAAUGUAACUUCAUU
This is a messenger RNA of Cuscuta europaea, 1032 nucleotides long. The record is from the annotation of a GenBank genome assembly. NCBI's taxonomy places the organism in Eukaryota, Viridiplantae, Streptophyta, Magnoliopsida, Solanales, Convolvulaceae.